Adineta ricciae is the source of this 750-nucleotide messenger RNA. The record is from the annotation of a GenBank genome assembly. NCBI's taxonomy places the organism in Eukaryota, Metazoa, Rotifera, Eurotatoria, Adinetida, Adinetidae.
AUGGCCGGAAAUAGCAACUCAGAAACAACGACACGUAUCGUAUGUAUAAGUGAUACUCAUGCACGCUAUCACUUUGACCUUCCAGCCGGAGAUAUUCUUGUUCAUGCUGGUGAUUUCUCCAUGACUGGUUAUAUAAGUGAAGUCGAAGGUUUUCUCGAAUAUCUAAAAUCACUAACGAAAUUUCGUUUAAAAAUUAUUAUUGCGGGUAAUCAUGAUUUAACAUUGGAACCAGAGUUUUAUCGACGAAAAUGGAAUCGGUGGCAUCCGGGUAGACAACAAGACGUCGAGUUGAUCGGUCGUCUAAUUCGUGAUCCAUCAUUGGCGACUAACUAUGGUAUAAUCUACUUAGAAAAUCAAGAAUUUGUUGAUUCACAAACUGGAUUGAAGUUUUACGGAAGUCCAUAUCAACCGGAAUUUUGUGAUUGGGCGUUUAAUUUACCUGUAAAUGGUCCGGAACUCAAACAAAUGUGGGCAAAAAUACCCGAUGACGUCGAUGUACUCAUCACACAUGGUCCACCAGCAAAUAUUCUCGAUAAAACAUACACAGGUCAAUCUGCCGGUUGUUCUCAUCUGCUUGCACGUGUGCAAAAAAUUCGCCCACGUUUACAUGUCUUCGGUCAUAUUCAUGAAGCAUAUGGGCAGGAAGAACAUGGUUCAACCAUAUUUGUCAAUGCAUCAACAUGCAAUUUACGUUAUAAGCCAAAUCAGCCACCCAUUGUUGUUGAUUUAGCAAUCAAAAAGGCGAAGUGA